This is a messenger RNA of Tetrahymena thermophila SB210, 549 nucleotides long. Its product is annotated as RING-variant domain protein. Gene Ontology annotation, molecular function: zinc ion binding. The record is from RefSeq and is a predicted model, not a curated record. The transcript has 2 exons. NCBI's taxonomy places the organism in Eukaryota, Ciliophora, Oligohymenophorea, Hymenostomatida, Tetrahymenidae.
AUGAAAGCUGUAUCACAAAAUAUUGAAGAGGAUUAGUAGUAAAAAAUAUGUAGAAUUUGCUUUUGUGAAGGAUCUCUAUUUAAUAAAUUUAUUUAUCCUUGCAAUUGUAAAGGCUCUGUAAAAUACAUUCAUGAAAAUUGCCUUAAAACUUACUUAAUCUCUAAAAAUCCUCAAUAAUAAAAUUCUAUUAUGAGAAAAUCAACAAAUAAAUAAAAGUGUGAUCUGUGCAAAAUUGAAUUUUAAGUUUAAUGGAAUAGAAAAUAUCAAAUAAAAACUUGCUAUGAAAUAUUUCAAAGCGAAAAAUUAGCUUUAUUUUUUUUACUAUGCGCUCUUGCUCUUUUAGGUAUCACUAUUUAUAUCUUAGUUAAAGUUAGAUCAGAUCUUGAAGAUAAAGUAGAAGGAGUAGCCAAAGACGUGGUAUCAAUUAUGUUUCUUAUUUUAUGUAUAUUCUCAUUUAUUUUUGUAUUUACUUGCUCUUCAUAUCUCAUAUUAAAGAGCUUUUUCAAAAGAUAAAUAUCAAUAUCUUAAAUAAAAAAACUAUAAUAAUGA